AUGGUUUCGCGGCAGGAGUUGAUGGUGGCGCGGCGGAAGUACGGUGAGGCAGUGAAGGAGGCGUUUUGGAAACUGCGGGUGGCGGAGCCUACCUUGCGGCAGGAGGAAUAUAUACGGCGGUUGAAGUUGACGGUGAAGGUGCCCAAGUUCAGCAUUCCGGCAACCGACUUGGACCAUCUGUGUCGGCACGUGGUGGCACAGGUGCCGCCUGCAAGCGGGAUGUUACUACCCAAUCCUAACACGGUCGCUAAAGACUCAGCCGCUAAGGGCUCAGCCACUAAGGGCUCAACCGCCAGUGGGUCGGUCAGUGCGUCGGGUGUGUCUGCAGCCUGCGGCUCGACCCACGGCUCCGCGAUCCCGGUGCAAGGUAGUGCGGCCAAAAGAACGCGUGUCCGGGACCCGGACGAGCGCGCCUUGUUAGCUGCCGCUGCCGCGGGAGGUUCCGUAGGGGGCGUGAAGACGGCGGAGAUCGACUGGUCCUUCACACACCAGACGGAGUUGGAGAGUGCGAUGACGCACCCGUUUGGAUUGGAGUCUCUGUGCACGGCGUUACGGAAACAUUUGGUCAUGCUAGAGAGAGGCCGGCAUGGAUUGGGCGGAAGUGUGUUGCUAACGGGUCCCAAAGGCAGUGGGCGCUCGAGUCUGGUGCGUUACCUCGCGCAACGAACACGCCCGGACCGCGUGGUUGUGCUCGAGCUCCAGGGUGCACGACUGGCCGCCUGUAAUAAACCGGAACAGGCACUCGCCCUCCUCGAGCAGUUUCUACUUGAGGCCGCUAGCUGCAGUACCGCAAGCGGAAGUCUAGACGAGAGUCCGGCCCCGACUGGGGCUUUAGAGUGGAAUCUGGACCACCGGAGUCUGGACCACCGGAGUCUGGACCACCGGGGUCUGGACCACCGGAAUCUGGACCACCGGAAUCUGGACCACCGGAAUCUGGGAGGGGAAUCUGCGCAUCGGGGGUUGCUGUUGUUAAUAGAUGACCUGGAUCUACUGGUGCCGGCGGCGAGCGGGUCAAGUGCCGCGGGUUCGGGCAAGACGGCUAGGGAUGCGCUGGAGCAGCGGAAGGUUGCACAGGUGAGUUGGCGACUACUGGAAUUGUUCGGGACCAUGCGGCGACAUUAUGGUGGUGCGGUUUGUGUGUUUGCUGCAGCCACGGCGAGGAGUGCGGUGGACGCGGACUUCCUAGCGCGAAGUCCGUUCAGUGUGCGACCGUACGGCAUCCCACCGUUGGGUACGGUGGCGAGACGUAGUUUGCUCGAGAUCUUCCUCGCACAACAUGCCGCGGAAUUUGGAGUGGAACUUGCAGCGCUUGACCUCGAACCGGCGACCAAGGCCACCGAAGGCUGGGUAGCCGGCCAGCUGCGUAGACUCGCCGACGCUGCCGUUACGGACGCUCUCGACUGCGCUCAGUUUCCCGACGUAGAUAUGGACGGAGAGUCGAGCGCAGUUGUACAGGACUUGACGCAAGAUCUGGCACACGUGGCCGUGGACUCCAUGCUGGUGGACGAAACGGCAGUGGAUGAGACGGCAGUGGUUGAGCAAUCGGCGGGACACAGCGGCAAUACGCCAGACAAGAGUGGCGUGCAGAGUGACGCGGGGCCAAGGACGACGAUCGGCAGUUCGAGCAGCAGCGACUCGGAGGACCUGGAGGGGCUGCGGAUUGUGGACGCAGGGAACGAUGUCGGCGGAGACGAAAGACCGGAUGCUCGGUCGGGGGUUGAAUCGAACGCGCGGUUAGAGGCUUUCGAGAGGAUGCCCGACUCCAGUUUGUCGGUGCCAGGUUGGUCGGUGAGGCAGGAGAAUUUGGAGAAGGCAUUACAGGUGGCGUUGGCUGAGUUUACGCCGGAGGGUUUCAUGGACGUGCCGGACGUGCGUAUGGAGGACGUGGGCGGUUUGACUGAGGUGAAGGAGUAUGUGAUGGAUCGGUUUGUGGAAGUGAUGCGUAAUCUGGAGGCAUAUCGUGCGGUGGGUUUGCAGGACUCAUCGGGGUUGGUGAUGUGGGGUCCGCCUGGUUGCGGGAAAACUCACUUGGCGAAGGCGAUUGCAAACGCGUGUGGUGCCCGAUUUAUUUUGGUGAAUGGUUCGGAGUUAUUGGACAAGUAUGUGGGAGCGAGUGAGCGUAAGGUGGUGGAGGUAUUUGAGCGGGCACGCGACAACGCACCGUGUUUGAUUUUCUUCGACGAGUUUGACGCGUUGUGUCCAUCGCGGUCUCAACAGGGUUUGCAUGAGGUCAGUCGGCGCGUGGUAAACGCGAUGCUGACGGAGCUAGAUGGUGUUAGAAAACGUGCCGGUGUCUUCGUUGUAGCCGCGACUAACGAACCUGGUUUAAUAGAUGCAGCUGUCCUACGUUCCGGACGCUUCGAACAUCGCUUAUUUGUACCUCUACCAGACGAAGCAAGUCGUAAAGAUAUCUUCCGAGUUCUCUGUCAUAAUAAACCUUGGUCUAUUGAAUCGGACACCCUCGAACACCUCGCAAAAGUCACAGAAAACUACUCAGGGGCUGAUAUCAAAUUCCUACUCAACCAAGCCGCACAAACCUCAUGGAUUAAUGCAGGCAAACCCACGCAUAUUCAAAUAUCGAAACACGCACUGCUUCAAGCACUAAGACCUCCCAGCAUCGAUCCAGAUACACUGCAAAAAUACGCAACCAUAAACCAAAUUGAGUAG
This is a messenger RNA of Gregarina niphandrodes, 2667 nucleotides long. Its product is annotated as ATPase. NCBI's taxonomy places the organism in Eukaryota, Apicomplexa, Conoidasida, Eugregarinorida, Gregarinidae. Gene Ontology annotation, molecular function: ATP hydrolysis activity; ATP binding. The transcript has a single exon. The coding region runs from base 1 to 2667 and encodes 888 amino acids. The record is from RefSeq and is a predicted model, not a curated record.